This is a messenger RNA of Chenopodium quinoa (quinoa), 4108 nucleotides long. RefSeq names its product ABC transporter B family member 11-like. Lineage: Eukaryota; Viridiplantae; Streptophyta; Magnoliopsida; Caryophyllales; Amaranthaceae. The record is from RefSeq and is a predicted model, not a curated record. Gene Ontology annotation, biological process: transmembrane transport. Gene Ontology annotation, molecular function: ATP binding; ATP hydrolysis activity; ABC-type transporter activity. Gene Ontology annotation, cellular component: membrane. The transcript is spliced from 13 exons. The coding region runs from base 73 to 3885 and encodes 1270 amino acids.
CUUUUUUUUCCCGAUAUUACAGGAAAGCUGAUUUUUUUUGGAGUCCAGACCCAAGGGUGAGUCGGUGAGACUAUGGACAAGGAGAAUGGGGUUGAAGAGGCGACAACCUCCAAUUCUGGUGCUGGUGAGCAAAAUCAACACAAUGAGAACCAGAAGAAUAAAGCUAGAGUUCCAUUCUAUAAGCUUUUCUCAUUUGCGGAUUCUAUUGACAAGGCGUUGAUGAUCAUUGGCUCAAUUGGUGCUGUCGCAAAUGGUGUAUGUAUGCCCUUGAUGGCCAUCAUUGUUGGUGAAUUGGUUGAUUCAUUUGGUGAGAAUCAAAAUACCAAAAAAAUCAUUCAUGUCAUCUCCAAGGUGUCUCUAAAAUUUGUUUACUUGGCCAUAGCAGUUGCAAUUGCUGCAUUUCUUCAGGUGGCUUGCUGGAUGGUAACAGGAGAAAGACAGGCAACAAGAUUAAGGAAGUUGUACCUGAAAGCAAUACUUAGACAAGAUAUUGCUUUCUUUGAUAAGGAAACCAACACCGGAGAGGUCAUUGGGAGAAUGUCAGGGGAUACAGUUCUCAUACAAGAUGCUAUGGGGGAAAAGGUUGGAAAAUUUCUACAAAUGAUAUCGACUUUUAUUGGAGGCUUUAUCAUUGCGUUCAUCAAAGGGUGGCUUCUUACUCUUGUCAUGCUAUCCUCCAUACCUCUUUUGGCAAUUUCCGGUGCAGCUAUGACCAUCAUUGUUUCAAAGAUGGCAACAAGGGGGCAAGCUGCUUAUGGAAAGGCAGCGACUGUCGUACAACAGACUAUAGGCUCAAUCAGAACUGUGGCGUCAUUUACAGGAGAGAAAAAAGCCAUUGCAAACUACAAUAUAGCUAUUGCAAGCGCCUAUAGGUCUGGAGUUCAUGAAGGAUUGGCUGCUGGGAUGGGGUCGGGUGCAUUAAUGCUUGUUGUCUUUAGCAGCUAUGCUUUAGCCAUAUGGUUUGGCUCAAAGAUGAUACUUGAAAAAAAUUACACUGGGGGUACUGUCCUUAAUGUCAUCGUGGCUGUCUUGGUUGGAUCCAUGUCACUGGGGCAAGCAUCCCCUUCCAUGAGUGCAUUCGCUGCAGGCCAAGCAGCAGCCUACAAGAUGUUUGAAACUAUCAACAGAGAACCAGUGAUUGAUCCAUAUAACCACAAUGGAAAAGUAUUAGAUGAUAUUCAAGGGGAAAUUGAGUUGAGAGAUGUUCAUUUCAGCUAUCCAACUAGACCCAAUGAACAAAUUUUUAGUGGCUUUUCUCUUUCAAUUUCAAGUGGCACAACUGCAGCCUUAGUUGGACAAAGUGGAAGUGGGAAAUCUACGGUGAUUAGCCUUAUAGAGAGAUUUUAUGAUCCACAUUCUGGGCAGAUUCUAAUUGAUGGGAUCAAUCUCAAAGAAUUUCAACUAAGAUGGAUUCGACAAAAAAUUGGCUUAGUUAGUCAAGAGCCUGUUUUGUUUGCUUCCUCGAUUAGAGAUAAUAUUGCUUAUGGGAAGGAUGGAGCAACAGAGGAAGAAAUAAGAGUUGCAAGUGAGCUUGCAAAUGCCUCCAAGUUUAUAGAUAAAUUGCCUCAGGGGCUAGAUACCUUAGUAGGUGAGCAUGGAACUCAACUGUCUGGAGGACAAAAGCAAAGAGUGGCCAUAGCAAGGGCCAUUUUGAAAGAUCCGCGAAUUCUACUACUUGAUGAGGCUACAAGUGCAUUGGACGCUGAAUCUGAGAGAAUUGUGCAGGAAGCAUUAGAUAGAAUAAUGACUAAUCGAACUACUAUUAUUGUUGCCCAUCGCUUGAGUACCGUACGAAAUUCUAGUAUGAUUGCAGUCAUCCAUCAAGGGAAGGUGGUUGAGAAAGGAUCUCACUCUGAACUACUUAAAGAUCCCAAAGGAGCAUACUCCCAACUAAUUCAUCUACAGGAAAUGAGAAAAGAGACUGAACAAGCUGGGAAUAUUACAGAGAUAUCAAGAGAGUCAAGUCAAAGAAUAUCAUCCUUACGAUCAUUAAGUCGUGGAUCCUCUGAAAGAGUGAGCAGCAACCAUCACUCGUUCUCAAUAAAAUCAGGAGUAGGAGUAGACCUUCCUGAGAGUUCCUUCCUAGAGCCUCAAGGUUCUGUUUCCGUUUCUGUUUCAGAAGAGCAUCCAAAAAUUUCAAUCUGGCGUCUUGUGUCUCUUAAUAAACCGGAAAUCCCAGCACUUGUGCUAGGAGCUAUAUCUGCAAGUGCCAAUGGUGUCAUUUUUCCUAUUUUCAGCAUACUUUUAUCUAGUGUGAUCAAAAUGUUUUACGAGCCACCUCAUCUACUUAGAAAGGAUUCAAGAUUUUGGGCCAUAAUGUUUUUGGUCCUUGGUCUGGCAUCGCUUGUGACAAAUCCAGCCCGAGCUUACUUCUUUUCCGUGGCUGGCUGUAAGUUGAUACAACGAAUUAGAUCGAUGUGUUUUGCUAGAGUGGUCCAUAUGGAGGUUAGUUGGUUCGAUGAGUCAGAGAAUUCAAGUGGUGCAAUUGGUGCAAGGUUGUCUACUGAUGCAGCAGCUGUACGUGCUUUGGUUGGAGAUGCUUUAGGUCUGCUUGUUCAAAAUAUUGCAACUGCAAUUGCUGGUUUGCUGAUUGCUUUCCUGGCAAAUUGGAUUUUGGCGUUCAUUGUUCUUGCGUUAAUACCCUUAAUAGGUCUUAAUGGAUAUAUCCAAAUGAAAUUCAUGAAGGGAUUCAGUGCAGAUGCUAAGAAAAAGUAUGAAGAAGCAAGCCAAGUUGCUAAUGAUGCAGUUGGGAGUGUAAGAACAAUUGCUUCUUUUUGUGCUGAGGAGAAGGUAAUACAAUUGUAUGAAAAGAAAUGUGAAGCCCCUCUGAAUGCUGGUAUAAAGCAAGGAUUAAUUAGUGGGGCAGGCUUCGGAGUGUCCUUUGCUUUGCUUUUUUUUGUCUACGCCAUCAGUUUCUAUGCAGGAGCUCAACUCGUUGGCCACGGAAAAACUACCUUUGGUAAGGUCUUUCGUGUUUUUUUUGCACUUACCAUGGCAGCAUUAGGUAUAUCACAAUCUAGCUCUUUUGCACCCGAUAGUAGCAAAGCCAAGAGUGCUGCCGCAUCCGUUUUUUCAAUCCUUGAUCGCAAUUCUCAAAUAGACCCAAGUGAUGAAUCUGGGAUGACCUUGGAUGAUGUAAAGGGUGAGAUUGAGCUUCAACAUGUGAGCUUUACAUAUCCCACUCGACCAGACAUCCAAAUUUUUAGAGAUCUAAGCUUGACUAUUCAUGCUGGGAAGACAUUGGCUCUUGUAGGAGAAAGUGGGAGUGGAAAAUCAACUGUCAUCUCACUCGUGCAAAGAUUUUAUGAUCCAAAUUCUGGCUGUAUUACCCUUGAUGGAAUUGAAAUUCAAAAAUUCCAGUUACAGUGGUUAAGGCAACAAAUGGGCCUUGUAAGCCAAGAACCUGUUCUUUUCAAUGAUUCGAUACGUGCCAACAUUGCUUAUGGAAAAGGAGGCAAUGCGACCGAGGCCGAAAUCAUAGCGGCUGCAGAGCUCGCCAACGCUCAUAAGUUCAUCUCUAGCUUGCAACAGGGUUAUGAUACAAUUGUUGGUGAACGUGGAGUUCAAUUAUCGGGCGGACAGAAACAAAGAGUUGCCAUUGCCCGUGCAAUAGUAAAGAAUCCAAGAAUCCUACUCUUGGAUGAAGCUACUAGUGCAUUAGAUGCUGAAUCUGAAAAAGUUGUGCAGGAUGCACUAGAUCGAGUGAUGGCGAAUCGAAGUACAGUAGUAGUUGCACAUCGAUUAUCUACUAUAAAAAACUCUAAUGUGAUUGCAGUGGUAAAAAAUGGGGUCAUUGUAGAGAAAGGUAAACAUGAAACUCUAAUUCAUAUCAAAGAUGGAGUGUAUUCAUCCUUGGUUGCUUUGCACAUGAGUGCAUCUACGUGACUCCAUAAUUGAUCUAUCCUCCAACAAAAUUUUGACAAUCAGUUUCAGUCUUAUUAAGUUUAGGAUCCUUGCAACUGUUGCAAGGCAUGGAACUUUAUUACAUAGUUUGUAUUUGAAAAUUUUAUGUACUUGUGGAGUACUUAAAAGCUUAGACGUGGAAUAGAGGGACAAAACUACGAAGUAACUCAAUUUUAUGAAUUGAAAAGUUAGAAAAAUUUGUCAA